Molecule: messenger RNA, 2207 nt
Organism: Drosophila elegans
Lineage: Eukaryota; Metazoa; Arthropoda; Insecta; Diptera; Drosophilidae
Gene: Hgsnat
Product: heparan-alpha-glucosaminide N-acetyltransferase
Exons: 6
Coding region: 260-2002 (580 amino acids)
Source: RefSeq, a predicted model, not a curated record
UUAUUGUUAUUUCCACUUGCGAUUUUGUUUUUAUUUUAUUGCGCACUCGAAAUUGUUUUGUUAUUUAGCCAAGAUCAAAAAAACUAAAAGAGCUCUUGAAAUGGUGCAAAAUGCAGCGCACUUUAGUUUAGUUUAAGUUGUUCGCUCGUCGUGUUUGUGUGUUCUUAAUUUGCAAAUGUGAAUGAAAAUUGCCAAAACUGCAUACAAUCUGCAUAAAGGCAGCAAAAUAGUGUACUAAUUGUAAUUGUAUAAACAAAAAAUGUCGCUAUUUGUGGAAUAUACAGAGCCCAAAUGGCGAAAUUUGGAUAUGCGCGCGUUGUCCGUCGACGAGUUUUACCUGUACCUGCGAUCGGGUUUUCAUAAAGAGAGUUACCUGUACUCACUUUCCGACGAGUGCUACACGUGUCCGUAUUCCAAAGUGAAAGCUCUGCCCGCUGCGGACGUCGCUGCCGGCGUCGCAGUCGACGUCGCUGAACCGUUACGUUUGAAUUCGGCAUUUGGGCUCAAUUUUAAAAUAUACGAACAUGAUCAGGGCCACUAUGCCUACGACAAUGUUACGUCACUUUGUUGGCUACGUCGCACCGAUCUGCAGGAAUUCGGCGUCUACAACCUGACCCUCCAAGCGAACGGGACCUGUACUUUCGCGGUGGACAAGGCCGGUGUGCCCAUUAAUUAUGCAUUCCUGGCCGUAUUCGUUUUGGUUGCCGCCCUGUUAAUCACAUUGAAGCUCGUGAGUUGCGCCUGGCGAUGCUAUCGCUACGAUGAGGCCACCGCCGCAGCCGAUAGUAUCGGAGCAGCCGCCACCAAGGCCACCCAAAGGAAGCGCCUCAGGAGUCUGGACACCUUCCGAGGCCUCUCCAUCGUGCUGAUGAUCUUCGUGAACAGUGGCGGCGGCGGAUUCGCCUGGAUCGAGCACGCGGCAUGGAACGGAUUGCACCUGGCCGACGUGGUGUUUCCCUCGUUCCUCUGGAUCAUGGGCGUGUGCAUUCCGCUGUCGGUGAAAUCACAACUGUCUCGUGGAAGCAGCAAGGCCAGGAUCUGCCUGCGAAUCGUGUGGCGAUCGAUGAAACUCUUUGCCAUCGGACUGUGUCUCAACUCGAUGAGUGGCCCGAAUCUGGAGCAACUGCGUCUCAUGGGCGUCCUGCAGCGAUUCGGAGUGGCCUUUCUGGUUGUGGGUGUACUCCACACGCUGUGCAGCCGCCGGGAGCCCAUAAGUCCACAGAGUUCGUGGCAGCGGGCCGUCCACGAUGUGUGUCUCUUCAGUGGCGAGCUGGCCGUUUUGCUGGCCCUGGUGGCCACCUAUUUGGGGCUAACCUUUGGCCUGCGGGUGCCGGGAUGUCCGCGUGGCUAUCUGGGACCGGGUGGCAAACACGACUAUGUGGCCCAUCCGAAGUGUAUUGGUGGUGCAGCUGGCUAUGUGGAUCUUCGGGUGCUGGGCAAUGCGCACAUCUAUCAGCAUCCCACUGCGAAAUACGUCUACGACUCCACUGCCUUCGAUCCGGAGGGAAUUUUCGGCUGCAUUCUGAGUGUGGUGCAGGUGCUCCUUGGCGCCUUUGCGGGCGUAACGCUGCUGGUGCAUCCCACCUGGCAAUCGAGGAUCCGUCGCUGGCUAAUCCUCAGCGUCGUUUUGGGCCUCAUUGGCGGCGCUUUGUGUGGAUUUUCGCGUGAAGGUGGCGCCAUACCCGUGAACAAGAACCUCUGGUCGUUGUCCUUCGUCUGCGUCACCGUGAGCAUGGCUCUGGUUAUCCUGUCGCUGCUCUACUACGUCAUCGAUGUGCGGGAAUCGUGGAGCUGGUCGGGCCAUCCCUUCACCGAAUGUGGCAUGAAUGCCAUCGUGAUGUAUGUGGGACAUACGGUGAUGCACAAGAUGCUACCCUGGCACUGGAGGAUCGGGGAGAUGAACACGCACUUCAUGCUCCUGCUGGAGGCCACGUGGAACACCCUCGUCUGGGUGGGCAUCGCCCUGUAUCUGGACGCCCAGGAGUUCUACUACAGCUUGUAGGUCGCUCGUACAACAAAAUCUCCAUAUGCACAAUUCAAUUGCCAAAUACAUUAGCGUUUGUAUAUAGUGUGAUUUUUACAGAUGCUUUGCCAUCGAAGCACAAAAGACCAUGAGAAAUGUUUUAGUAUUUGUAUAACAUAAUUCCGAAUUUUUUAUCGUUGUAAGAACACAAAUUAAUAUCAAUAAAAUAUAAAUCAUAUUUAAA